This is a messenger RNA of Pelmatolapia mariae (spotted tilapia), 4017 nucleotides long. It is a transcript of the gene kdsr, whose product is annotated as 3-ketodihydrosphingosine reductase. Gene Ontology annotation, cellular component: endoplasmic reticulum membrane. NCBI's taxonomy places the organism in Eukaryota, Metazoa, Chordata, Actinopteri, Cichliformes, Cichlidae. Gene Ontology annotation, biological process: sphingolipid biosynthetic process. The record is from RefSeq and is a predicted model, not a curated record. The coding region runs from base 268 to 1347 and encodes 359 amino acids. The transcript is spliced from 10 exons. Gene Ontology annotation, molecular function: 3-dehydrosphinganine reductase activity.
CGUCCGCUAACACUUCGAUUUGUUUUGGUUCAUGUAGACUGCGCUUUGUCACGGGGGAGCCGAGAUUCACCGCUGCACUUUAACCUGGUUGUUACACGUCUGUGACCUGCUACCGAGCUCUGGGGGGAAAAAAAACUCCUCCUCCGGGGUUUGCAUUUCGCCGCCCCCCUCUUUCAGCACCGCCGCCUACCUCGUAGCUCUCUUAUCGGACCCCCAGAAGCUGGCCUGCUAGUUAGCAAACAAGCUAACGAUUGCCAGAUUUCACCCAUGUCCUCUGAAGAAGGGUUCAGCUCAGCGAUAACAGAUUGGCUUUUUAUCAAUUCCUGGUGGCUCCUUCUUCCGUUCAUCAUGCUGCUUGUUGUCGCUGCCUUCAUCGUUGCUUUUGUGUUGCUGUUAUAUAUGAUAUCGCCCCUCAUUAGUCCCAAGCCUCUGAAAUUGAACGGGGCCCACGUCGUGGUGACAGGAGGCUCCAGUGGGAUUGGGAAAUGCAUUGCUAUUGAGUGCUACAAGCAAGGAGCGUUCAUCACUUUGGUGGCGCGAGACGAGGAGAAGUUGCUUCAGGCAAAGAAGGAAGUGGAGAAAUUUGCCAUCAAUGACAAGCAGGUGGUGCUCUGCAUCUCAGUUGAUGUUUCCAGUGAUUACAGUCAAGUGGAAAACGUGAUAAAACAGGCUCAAGAAAAGCUCGGUCCCGUUGAUAUGCUUGUGAACUGCGCUGGAACUUCAGUUUCUGGAAAGUUUGAGGAAGUGGAGGUAGAUCGUUUUAAAAAAUUGAUGGAAGUGAACUACCUGGGCAGCGUUUACCCAACACGAGCCGUCAUAACCACCAUGAAGGAGCGAAGAAUGGGCCGCAUCAUGUUCGUUUCCUCCCAGGCGGGCCAGAUUGGUCUGUUUGGUUACACUGCCUACUCCCCAUCUAAGUUUGCCCUGCGAGGCCUUGCAGAGUCGCUGCAGAUGGAGAUAAAGCCCUACAAUAUCUACGUGACUGUGGCAUACCCCCCUGACACUGACACUCCAGGACUGGCUGAAGAGAACAAGACAAAGCCUCUGGAGACCAAGUUAAUCUCUGAAACCUCUGGAGUUUGUCAACCAGACCAAGUGGCCAAAAUCGUUGUCAGGGAUGCAGUGCAGGGGAACUUCAACAGCUCUGUCGGUCCAGAUGGUUACAUGCUAUCAGCGCUCACCUGUGGAAUGUCACCCGUCACCUCCAUCACAGAGGGUCUCCAGCAGAUCGUCACCAUGGGAUUGUUUCGGACCAUCGCACUUUUUUACCUGGGGAGCUUUGACAGCAUCGUGCGCCGCUGCAUGAUUCAAAGGGAGCAGUCAAAAGCGGCCAAUAAGAGGGAGUAACUGCAGCCUUACCUUCACCUCACCCCGAUGCCCCCAACCCUCUACCCACUGCCCUCCCAGCUAGUCCCUUCCUCCAGCUGUACAAGUGCACAACCGUAGGUGGGGGUGGGGUUAAAAAACAAAAGGCCAUGUCAGCAUUUCUGAUGUCAACUUUAGCAGAUGGAAUGGAAGAAAGUGGCAGAUGUUUACGUGUCUACUCCACAGACUUGAUAGCCAUUUAGAUGUAUUUUUUCCCCUGGUGACUUCAGUUUAAUGUGUCCACCUGCUUCUUUUUGUGGAAGCAGUCUUACUUUAGAGGAAAGAGGGGUGACUAAAAAUCUCACAUCCUGGUUUCCAGUAUCUAGGCCUCCCUUCUUCAGUUUUUUUUUUUUUUUUUUUUUUUUUGUUCCCACAGAGAAGAAAAGCAACAGCCCGUCUAACCGGUUGUGCCAAAUAUGGCCUGAAUUUUUUAUUUUUUUCCCCACCAGAGGCUAUAGCGAAAACAGAAUAGUUGUUACUCUCUUUUUCGUCAUAUUGUGCCGCAUGUAUCAGAGAUUCCAUCUUUUAGAGAGUUUUUACAGUUUUCACUAUAUAAGCCCUUUCUUUCCCACCUUUUACAUUCUUCAGGUCUUUGCAGGCAAAGAUCCCUCCCUUUUUUUUCUAUUUCUCUCUCUCUUUUUUGACUGAAUAACCUUUGUGUUUAAACGCGGUCGUGACCCACAGUGUUUUGUUUAUGCUGCGGGAUAUUUUUGUUUGUGUUUGUGCGUGAACUGAGGUCAUACAUUAUACGACAGUACUCUUCCGUGAUAUCAAAGGGCAGGAGAGAGCUUAUGUUUGUCUUUAAUUUUUUUAAAUCUAUAAUUCAUAAAAUAAUCUCCACAUAUUAUUAUCAUUAUUAUUAAUAAUAGUGAUAAUAUUCCAAAACUUUACAUGCAGCGUUGUCGCUGAAAACCGUGUGAUGUGCAAGUGUGUUUGCUGUGACUGAGCCGACCACCUCCGGAAAGAGUAAAGCCAUUCGAAGUUUUUGUCUCGGGAAUAAAGACAGCAAAAACGUUUUCCUCGUCAUUCCAGCUAAGUGAAGAAAGUAAAGCAGGUACUAUGGGUUGAAGCCAUGAAGUCGUAAGAUUAGGGUGGGAGGGGAUACACAAACAAAUAAACCAGCACAUAAUUUUAAGUUUCACUCGUGCACUUGUCAGUUUAAUUUAAAAAAAACAAACAAAAAAAAACACUAAUAAGUUGCUAAAGGAAGCAUGAAGCGUAUCAUUUUUUACUUGCAGUUUUGUGUGUCAGUGCACAUUCUCAGCCACCCCCAGUGAAGAUGCAUAAUCUGUCAGGUUGGUGUAACUCAGAGAUGGGCGGGACUCGCUGGUUCGAGUCAUGUCUCUGUACGUCUAGUGAGGGCGCUGGUGAGUCAUCUUAUAUAAUGGCCAAACUUUUGGAGGAACAAGAGUGGAAGUGUUAGCCCUCAUCUCUAUGAUGCUCUUUUUUUGUUGUUGUUGUUGUUGUUUUUUGUUUUUUACAUGCACUGACGCUGUCGUGCACUGCUGGGACUUCAAAACUCUAGAUUACAAAAUAUAGAUUCCCUUCUGAUUUCUGUCAAGUCUUAGUUACCAUCUGACUUUCUUAUUGUUUUGAAUGCAAAAGGAAGAAGAAAAUACAAUGUUGACUCUCGCAAGUCUUCCUUUGGUCCAGUCGGAGAGAAUGUACUUUAUAACAAAGCGAUACAAAUCAGAACAUAGGAACAUUAUUUUUUAAAUACACCAAUAUUUGAAUGCCAAAAUGUGUUAAGACAAUUUCUUGAGAUCGCAGCACAUUUAUUUGUGGUUUAUUUUGAUGUCGCUGCUCUUUUGAUCUUAGUGUUAGUUUAUAAAAGCUGGAGAGCAGCAUGUGGCCCAUUCUACAGCCUUAAGACGUGACUACUGAUGAAGCGAACGCUAUGAGAGUGGACCCGUCCGCAGAACGUGUGACUUCAUACGUUAGUGGAUGAUUGGUUUACUGGGUGAUUUUUUUAUUUUAUUUUUUUUGUGACUUAUUUGGUGUGAAAUGCCAACUGUUUGGGGGGUUUUGUGUGUUUGCGUGUGUAUGUGUGUGUUUGGUCAAUUUCUAGUGUUUCUAUGACAAAAGAAGCCUUACUGAAAUCCAAGACAUGAAAGUGAGAAUGGAUGACUCAUGUUUGAUGAUGUUCUCAUUUGAUAUUGGUUAAAGGCGUACUGUCCCGCACUUGAGAGCUUUCCAUAAAUGUACAUUUAUUGCUUUAAGAAGGUUUUUCUUUUUUCUUUUUUUUUUUUACCUUGAGGUAGCAACACAUUGAUGGAUAGAACAUGUAGCUCACGUAAAAGCAGUUUUGUUUUCACUAACACAACUUUAAGCUAUGCAAAUGAAGCCUCUGCUAACAAUAUGUUUAAACAUACAGUAAAGAUUUAAGUUCUGUAAGAGUCACGCUAGUUUCCCUCGUUUAAUGGUGUCAUUGUCAGAUGCUCAAUGGAUUUAAAAGUCUUGAACAUGAAAGUCAUACUGCACUCUUUGGUUUCACGCUUUUUUUCUGUUUUCUUUGCUUUAUACUCUUUCUGCCAAAAAAGCUUAACACCUUCACCUUGUGUGCCAUUGAAAGAAAAUGUGAGGAGUGGAACAUUUCUUUGUCUUAUUUUCUUACAUGAUAAACUAAAUAAAUACCUGUGAAGAAAACCUAAA